Aphanomyces astaci is the source of this 3200-nucleotide messenger RNA. RefSeq lists its product as hypothetical. Lineage: Eukaryota; Oomycota; Saprolegniomycetes; Saprolegniales; Verrucalvaceae. Gene Ontology annotation, cellular component: extracellular region. The record is from RefSeq and is a predicted model, not a curated record. Gene Ontology annotation, biological process: proteolysis. The transcript has a single exon. The coding region runs from base 83 to 3085 and encodes 1000 amino acids. Gene Ontology annotation, molecular function: protein binding.
AAGGCUGGGCGGCGGUCCUCUCGUUUCUGAUCUCGCCGACUCAUUUUGCAUUCCUUGCUUAACCCACCGCAUCAACAUCAUCAUGACGAUGUGGUCCCUCUGCGCCGCGCUCGCCCUUGCUGCGAGCUUGGUAGCAGACUCUACGCUUGGCGCUACUACCCAAUGUCCUAUUAUCGAGGAAAACACCGAUUACAUCGGGCACGACGUUCGAAUCACGGCGCAGGCCACGGCCGACGGCUGCUGCGCGGACUGCGCUGCCACCCCAACGUGCACGCUGUACGUGUGGGUGCAGGACGGCUCGUCCGGUCGUUGCAUCCUCAAGAGCACGCCGUCCAGUAAGUCGUACUUCCCAGGUGCCCGAGCCGCCAAGCUCGUCGUCGCCGCUGAUACGUGUUCUGCCAUUCAAGAAAACACCGACUUGCCAGCCAAUGACCUGGGCGAUCCCAUUCAACUGGACACCGUCGACCUCUGCUGCACUGCUUGCUCCAGACAGCAAGGAUGUGCUGCGUAUGUGUGGGUUCUACGAGAUGGCCUCGGCACGUGUCUCUUGAAAAGCUCCAAAGGGCAGCCAAGCUUCUACCCUGGUGCUAGGGCCUCUUAUUUAGCCCCUCCAUCUCCUGCACCUACCCCCGCACCUACUCCGGCGCCUACCCCAGCACCUACUCCUGCACCUACGCCAGCACCCACCCCAGCACCGACGCCAGCACCUACCUCUGCACCCACACCGGCACCUACAUCUGCACCUACACCGGCACCCACUGUGGUUCAGCCACAGUGCGCCGUGGUUGAAGAAAACACGGAUUACAUUGGUAACGACAUUGGCGACGCAUUGCAACUGGACACGAUUGGCCAGUGUUGCUCGGCGUGUUGGAACACGUCCAAAUGUGUGGUGUUUGUGUGGGUGCUUCGCGACAAUGUAGGGUUCUGCAUCCUCAAGAGCUCGAAGGGGGAGCCGUCUACGUACCCCGGUGCACGGGCGUCGUUCCCUCUGAUCCCCACGCCUGCACCCACCCCUUCCAAAUGCCCCACAAUCGAACUGAACGUGGAUUACGCCGGCAACGACAUUCUCGCCACUUCCCGCGCCAACCACGCCGACUGCUGUGGGGACUGCGAGCGCACUCCGGGGUGCUCGUUGUACGUGUGGGCUAACGGGAUGUGUUACCUUAAGAGCAAGAAGGGGGAGGCAUCGUCUGUACCGGGUGCAGUGGCCGCCGUGUUGCCGGUAACUGCAGCCACCACCCCCCUCUCUACGAUUACCAGUGGCAGCGAAGGCAAGUUCCCCCUGCCGACCAUAGCGUUCAACUACAUCAAGGGGGGGCAGUGGAUCGACCAGAGCAUUCUCGCCAUGGUCCAGUCCCAAGUAGAAUCGUUCCAAGAAGAGACCUUAGCUAGCCCGUCGUCAACGACCGAAGGCAGGGCCGUUCAACUGUUUGGUGGCCUCGAAGCUGCGAUCGGACUCGCGCCGUACAUCAACGUCACGUCCGCGGGGGACUGCGCGGUGGUUACGUCUGCGUACAAGGGCUACUUCUUCACGUACCUUCCGUCGUUGCUUGUGUGUCUCGUACACGACAACACACUCGACAAGUCGUUGCAAAUGCUGUCGGCGCCCGUCGCUGGCCAAGCCCCCGUCGCCGUAACGUACCCCCAACUUCUGGACGACGCCUUCAAGUCGGGGACGCAGGCCAACGUCACGUCCAGUGCGGACUGCGCCAAGGCAUGUCAAGCCAAAUCCACAUGCGCUGGGAUUGUUUACACGGCUAGCUCCAAGCUGUGCACGUUUUUUCAGCCGAAACCGUCCACGGAUGCCAACGUCGUAGCGGGAUGGGUCAACCAAGCCGUGUGGCCUGUGGAUUCGUCCACUAAUGUCCAGUACUCGCGCAUGCCCAUGUCGUCGUUGCCCCGAGCAUAUGUGACCGACAUGAUGCCUGGCGCAGCGUCGUUGGAUGCAUGCGCCAAGUUGGUUGCGGGGAAAAGCAAAGUGCUGUUUACGUACGUGGCGUCCACCAAGGUGUGUACCAUCUUCAGCCCGACCCCUGCCAGUCAAAGCCUUGGAUUGGUCAAUACGCCCGUAGUGCCUGUGGUGCUGCCAUCUUCGUCGUUUGGGGCUGACGUUGCUCGGGUUGCUGUGGCGGCGACGACAGCUCCCGACUGCUACCGUCAGUGUGUGCCGUCGAAAUCCACCUGCUUUGGCGCGUUGUUUGAUGCUACGACCAAAGUUUGCACGUUACUGACCCCCACAGUCGACCUCACAUCAACACUGGGCUGGAUUAUUCCCAAGACUUUGCCGACGACGAUGGCCACAGUGUCGCAGGUGGACGUGUACGUCACGGCUCACGAAGACGACCACGAGCUGUUCAUGUCUGCGCCAGUGUACAACUCGAUCAAAUCGCCAACAACAAAGUCUGUGUUUGUGUACUUGUCGGCUGGAGACAGCGGCGAAACCACUGGGUGGUGGCAGGCUCGAGAAGUCGGCACGGUCGCGGCUACCAAGACGUGGCUCAACUUGUUUGGGACGUACUCACCGGUGUCGCGCACCCAGACGGUACUCAUCAAGGGCCACAACAUUGUCAAGAUCGUCGUCGGCAACUCGGUGCACUACUUUCUCCGGUUGAGCGAAGCCGGUCUGUUGUCGGUGAUCGUGAACAACACCCCCCAAGCCCCCCUCGACCAGCCCAGCCAGCCAUACGCCAACGCCCAAGCAGUCAAGGAUGUCCUCAAAGCCAUCAUCGUCGCCGAAGCCACCAAAGUGCCCAAGGUCACCGCCAGCUACUCCAAGUACUUGAACGACGAAGGCAUUGAUCAUGUGCUGCACGUGGCCUCCGGUCGGCUCACGGCCGAACUGCUCAACGCCGACGCCCUCUUCAAAACGUGCGUGACCCAGUACCCGUACUUUGGCUACCAGCAUUGGCUAGACGCUGUCAACAUGAACGAGCCGGAGCGGCUGGCCCAGCGCGCCGCAUGGGUCGGCCUCUCGGUCGGCAUCCUCUCGGUGCACCCGCGGAAUGUCUGGUCCGAACACUCGGCCCACUUGGGUCGCACGUACGCUGGCCCUGUCGUGACCAAAUCAGCACCAUGCUCCUUUUAGUUAAUCCACUAAAAUAAGGAUAUCAGUCGGUACAACUGUAUCCAGACCCCAUCAUGAAAUCGAAUCUCACCCCCUAUGUGGAAAAUCAAUUCUCGAAUGUAAUCGACGGUUUGGG